Messenger RNA from Panicum virgatum (switchgrass), 3690 nucleotides. RefSeq lists its product as uncharacterized. Lineage: Eukaryota; Viridiplantae; Streptophyta; Magnoliopsida; Poales; Poaceae. The coding region runs from base 83 to 3454 and encodes 1123 amino acids. The transcript has 7 exons. The record is from RefSeq and is a predicted model, not a curated record.
CCCUCCCUCCCACUGCCGGCGGAGCACCCGAGAAGAGAAAACGGGACGCGCCCCACGAGCUCCAGACCGCCGGGGGCUCGCCAUGGUGCGCGGCCGCCCGCGGAGGCGGGGCCGUGCCCGAGCGGAGCGAGGCGGCGAGGCGGCGCAGGCGGGCGGGGAGGAGGACCCGGUCCUGUUCCCGCUCGGCGCCCCGGUGGAGGUGCGCAGCGAUGACUCCGGCUUCGCCUGCUCCUUCUACGAGGCCACGGUCGUCGGCUACCAGCCCGGCGGGGCCGGCUACGUCGUGGCUUACUCCACGCUCUGCCGGAGCCCGGGCGGGGGCUCACCGCUGCGGGAGAGGGUCGCGGAGGCGGACGUGCGUCCCCGGCCGCCCCCCGCGCCGCCGCGGGGGUUCGCGGUGCACGAGAUGGUCGAGGCGUUCCACAACGACGGCUGGUGGGCCGGCGUCGUCUGCGCUGUCCCGCCGGCGGCGCCAGAGGAUGAGACCGCAGAGCUGCCCCGGCGGCGGGUGUACAGGGCGAGCUUCCCGACGUCGCGGGAGCUGCUGGAGUUCGAGGAGGCGGCGCUGCGGCCGAACCGCCUUUUCCAGGGCGAGCGCUGGGUUCCGGCUGAAGAGGCGGAAAAUGGAAUACCUCUAUUCAGAGAUGGAAGCCAAGUUGAAGUGAGUCGGUCUGCAAAAACCUUUGGCAAAUACUGGAGUCCAGCUAUUAUUCUGAAAGUAAUUGGUGCUACAAGUUUCUUAGUAGAAUACAAAGAUGUAAGAGAUGAUGGAGAACAGGUUACUGAGAUUCUGGAUUCUCAAUAUAUUCGUCCAUCACGAAAGAUCAUUCAUAUGGAUUCUAAGUAUAGGUUUCCUCCAUCUUCGCAUGUGGAGGUCUUUCAUGAAGGUAGCUGGUGGACUGGUGCUAUUUUAGAGAUUUUGGACAGUGAAUCUCCCAAAAAGUAUGUUGUUAAAAUCAAGAGCGAAGAUGCAGACAUGGAUGAUGUGCAAUGUGUGGAUUUGUUGACUGUUGACCAUACACAGCUAAGACCAAAAUACGACUGGUAUCGUGGAAAGUGGGUGCGCUUUUUGACAGAGAAACCUGCUAAUAGAGGGCCACAACUAACACCUCGGAAAAGGCCAAUUUCUGCUGCGCUGGCCGCAUGUAGUGACAGUGUUGAACUUACUCUGUUGGCAACAUGUAAUGACAGUGAAGAGAUCAGAGAUGAACCUGACUCUUAUCUAAAGGAGAAGGUCAACAAUGAGGAUGUAGUAUUGAAGAAGGUUUGUCCUGACUUUGUGGUGUGUAAUGAACAUGAUCGAAUCAAGCAUAUGCUAAGCUCUUUUCCUGAAAAAGUGGUGAAGCAACAAAACACAGUAUUACCAUUCGAGUCCCACUUGACAGUUCCUUCACAGUCAUCAUGGAUAGGAUUUCGCAGUUUGAAAUAUGAUCCUAAGCUUUGUCUAAGUGGUCAACUUGAAUUAUCCUCUUCUCGGAUGAUUACCAUGCCUUCUGUGCCACAAACUGGACAGUUGCAAGCUUCAUUGUUUGGAGCAUUUGGACAACUAAGGCCUCUCCCGCAGGGCCCAAUUUUCAGAAUGCAAUCACAUACCGUAGAUUUUGGCAGCAUUGUAGGAUCAGCAAAGUCAUUUACUGAUCACGGAAAGCAAGCAAAUGAUAAAUGUGAUUAUCUGAUGAGUGGUUCUAAGCAGAACACCAAUUUUGGAUCAUUUUCUGGAACUGGUCUGUCCAGGAAAAUACUAUUUACUGGUCAGGGAAAGCAAGCAAAUGAUGAUAAAGAUUGUUGUCUGAUGACUGGUUCUAAAUGUAACAUCAAUUAUGGAUCAUCUUCUGGAAGUGAUCUGUCCACGAAAAGACUGAUGGCAAGUGUUUGUCCUCAAACACCACUGCUCUUAGGAGGGAGACCUAAAAUUAUGCAAAAAAGGAAAAAGAUGGCUGAUAAAAAAGUUAAGGAAGCCAGCAAACUUGCAGCUAUCUCUGAAGAGCCCACUGAACUGAACAACGAUGAUGGCAAAGAUCUGCCUAAGAAUUUAGAUCCAGGUUCUGUAUUACUUUCGGAAGUAAAUACAGUGGCUCACAUGGCUCACACUGACUCAAGGGCCCGAAAGGAUGAUAAAGGCUCACAGGGAGUUAGUGUUUUUCUGAGGGAGAGUAGUGUUGCAGAUGAGAUCAUACCAAGUGGAGUACCAAUUGGACUCAAUAAAUUUCACCAAGAGGAUUAUGUUGGAGCAGGACAGCAAGGUGCAACUGAAGUUAGCGUUCUGAUUGAAAAGUCAGUCCUAUCUAUCACUUCAGCGUUGGACAAUCCUGCAGAUAGUUGUGAAGAUACUGGGGAUAAAGAUAACAUGGAGGCCAUGGUGAAGUAUGUCAGAAGCUAUGCUGUUCCAACUGAAAAUGUCUCUAGUAUGGGCAUUGUGGCUCCGAAUCGGUUACUGUCCAGUGAGAAUCCUGAGGAUGUGGAUCCUCAAGAAUACACCUGUAAUAUGCCCAAAACUAAGCAUGCAGGUGCUGAUGGUCUGUCCUCAGUUAUAUCCUUCCCUGCAUUCAAGAAAUUUGCAGCUCAUGAGCAACAUGGAAUAUCACAACAGGAUCAUAGUUCAGCCAUGAUAGAGUUUGCAACUGAAGGUAUCCAUUCGAUCGAGAAUUCAGAAAUAACACAGUUGUCUUCUAUCAGUAUGAGCAGCUCUACUGAAGCAGAACAAGGUGGUGCAUUGAUUGAUCCAAAUGAUUCUGAGCAUACGCCAAUGUCCAAGUUUGUUCCAAGCAAAACACAAGGUUCUUGCCUGUCCUUGUUGCAGAGAUCUCUUGAUGUCCAUGAAAGCAUCAUGGCUGAUCAAACUACAGAAUCAUUGGUUAUCAAGAAUCUUCCAUUCAUGAAGACCUCUCCGAUGUGGGAACAGAUUGAGGCAAUGGAAGUCUUCCGUAGUGCGCCGCAACGACCACAUUUUCAUAAGUUCCAGCAGCAUGUUCCGGAGCUCCGUGAAGGAAUGGCUUUGGGUUUGAUGCUCUCUUUUGCCAAUUUGGCAGAAAGCAUAAGGAGGCUGAGUAUUCAUGAUGAGGUUGCACUUUUUGAAGAGAAGAUGAAGGGCCUUUCUUUAUUGGAGGCAGAUGGUUUCGACAUCAGGCACCUGCGAUCACGGUUGGAAACACUGCUGCACAUAAGGAGUGGCUGUUCCGAACUGCAGGCUGCUAUUAAAGAAUUGAAGAAUAAGAGUUCUCACAAAGACACUGAUGAUAGACACCUGAGUGCACAAAUUGGUUUGCUAAAUAUGACUGUCCGUCAUCUUGAACUGCAGGCUUGUCUCUUCCGCUGCAUAACACAGUCUGCUAUUUCACAGAAGAUGAACAAUGCUUCGGAGGCCGUAAGGCUCAAAACAGAAGCCGGCACGCUUGAGCAGUCAUAUCUGUAUGCCGAGCAGCAGUUCAACAGUGUCGCCGCAGCGCCAUGGUAAAUCCUCCUCCCAGUCUCCAAUGAACCAUCAGAUGUAUGAUGCAAAUACUUAAAAGUACUAGCAAGUGGAGAACUCCCAGGCCUUUUGUGUGAAUAUCUACCUUUUGUGUGAAUAUGUGGUCGGGCUGCCCUGCUGCUGUCUAACCUGAUGAACCUAUGCCUGUUAUGUUGCUGGUAUGGCGUUGCACAUGAGCGUUUAUUGAUAUAUCCUACGGUCUAGGCUUGGUGUCAUUUCCA